Molecule: messenger RNA, 1114 nt
Organism: Colletotrichum phormii
Lineage: Eukaryota; Fungi; Ascomycota; Sordariomycetes; Glomerellales; Glomerellaceae
Exons: 1
Coding region: 78-995 (305 amino acids)
Source: RefSeq, a predicted model, not a curated record
AUUUAUUCGAUAUGUUGUCUAGGCUCAGACUUCGCCAUAUUCAUCGACCCCCAGGUGCCUCAGGUAGCUAAGAAAUAAUGUCACCCCUGGCCAAGUUAGCCCCUGAAGACUCGAGAGCAGGCUCCACCUGCGGUGAAGGAGCCAUGCUUCGCCUUUGGAUACAGCUGUAUGCCUUUCCGUCCUCGACACUGACCCGCAGCACUGCGAAGUCACAUCUGAGAGUGAGUUUGAUUUCCUCCUUGAAUUCAUUCAACAGCCACCUCUACUUCCCAGGUCUGGUAUGCAAUCACGCCUCAUACAUACCAGAAUUCCUGCAGAACAUCUGGACAUCGUCGUCAAGUUACCGAAGAGAAAAGAAAAACACCGGCCACGCAGCUGCAAUCUCCGAAAGAGAAUCUCUUUCCCCAGCCAGCAGUCCUGCAGUGAUGACAGAAAACUAUAUCCGUGGCGCGCUUCGAGACGCGUGGAACGGCAUCUGCACCUCAGAACAACGCGAAGUCGCCACGACCAAACUCGUUAAGGCUCUAAACCACACUGUCAAGGCCUGGGAGUGCUUGGUAAUGGGACUCCUCGCCCUCGAUCUCGCAAUCACGCUCUACGGCCUCAGCGCUAAGAUCUCGGACGCCGUUAUCCCCAUCCCCAACGAGGUCGCCAUCAUCGCCUUCACUGAACUUAUGGUUCUCGUUCAGCUUAUGCAGAUACUCCUCCCAGUGUACCCUGCGGAGGAGUUUGAGAUGUUUGCCAUUCCGCAACAACUGAGAGAGAAGAGCGUGUGCAAGUGGGUGAGCGGCGUCUUUGGACUGCAGGAGACCGAGUUUCCUGCACGUCGCGACGAGAUGAGCGGGAACAACCUGAAGGCUUUUGGUGUCUUUCUCAUCCCCAUCGCGGCCGCUGUGGUAUGGAAGUGGAGGAGGGUUCGUCGCCGCCAAAGGGAAAUGGCGAGGAAUGAGCAAGCGGCGCUUGUUGCCCAGGCCUUUCGUAUGUGGGACGCUUAGAGAAGGGACAACUGAGGACACAGCCUCCAAAAGAACAUUGCUUUCAUCUUUCGAUUUUCAAGGGUGCUCAAUGAUGCUGUGCUAUGUACAUGAACAUAAGGUAACUGAAGAAAAGAGAC